UGCAACCGGAACAGAAAGUUCCUGAAAAAUGCCGGUGAACCCCCAGCGGGAGAAGAAAAAGGAAAAAAAAAAAAAAUGCGAUGAACACGUGAUUGCAUCGCGGCUAGGCCUCGUCCCCUUCGGAGACCGUCCUUCUGCGCGUCAUCAGCCAAUGAGAGUCGUAGGGUGGAACGCAGGCGAUCUCCAUGGGAACUUAGGAGGGAGGAGGGGGAGGAGGUUACCUAGCAACCGCGAGAUGCUGAGAGGGCCAGCCAAGCCGUCGGAAAGUGCAUUCCAGGCGCCCGAGGAACCAGAGCUGACGGAUCCCGAACCGGAGCAGCGGACUCCUAUUGCUCCUCUAGCUCCUAGCAGUCCUUGGCUCCAACCCAGUCAUGACGUCUCCUCUGUGCAGGGCGGCCUCUCUCAACGCCCUGACUGCUCAGGACCAGGUCUCUACACCCUCUUCCAAAGCCAAGAGCAGUAAGGCUCAGGCCAAGUAUGGCCAUCCCCGAGGCAAGCACGCUACGCGAGCACAGGCCUGGCCCGCCCGCAGUUCCAAGGCAGAAUCCCUCCGCGGGGCGGUGAAGACUUCUGUGCACGCACAGGUGGUUGAGUUGCAAAGGAAGAUUCAACUAUUAGAGAGUGACCGGAAAGCCUUUUAUGAGAGCUCCCAGUGGAACAUCAAGAAGAACCAGGACACCAUCAGCCAGCUCCGAGAGGAGACCAAGAUUCUCCAGCUGCAACUGACGGACCUGCUUCAGGGAGAUGAGAAAGUGGUCCAGGCAGUAAUUCAAGAAUGGAAAUCAGAGAAGCCAUACCUGAAGAACAGGACAGGCCAGCAGGCCCUGGAGCACCUGGACCACCAGCUGAGCGAGAAGGUGAAGCAGGUAAAUGCCCUGAGACACCAGGUAGUGUUGAGGCAGAAGCGACUGGAGGAGCUCCAGCUGCAGCACAGCCUUCGCCAGCUAGAGAUGACCGAGGCACAAAACUGCAACACGGAGGAGGCCAAGACCUUGAGGAACCUGGAGAACCGCCUGGAGAAGGCCCGGAUGAAGGCGGAAGAGGCAGAACACAUUACCAAUGUGUACCUGCAGCUCAAGGCCUAUCUCCAGGAGGAGAGCCUCAACUUGGACAACCGUCUGGACUCCAUGGAGGCUGAGGUGGUGAGAACCAAACAGGAGGUGGAGGAACUGCACGUGGUGAAUCAAGAGGCCCUCAACGCACGGGACAUUGCCAAGAACCAGCUGCAGUAUCUGGAGGAGACCGUGAUUCGAGAACGCAAGAGCCGAGAGCGCUUCAUAAGUGAUUGCAAGAAGCGUGCUGAGGAGAAGAAACUGCAGAACGAGCGCAUGGAGCGCAAGACUCAGCGGGAGCACAUACUGCUGCAGUCGGACGACACCCUGCAGGACCACCUGCGCGCCAAGGACGAGGAGCUGCGACGGCGCUGGAACAUGUACCAAAUGGAGACGAUUUUCGGCAAGGUCAAGGACGCCACUGGCGUGGCAGAAACGCACUCCGUGGUGCGGCGGUUUGUGGCCCAGGGCGACACCUUCGCUCAGUUGGAGGCUCUUAAGAGUGAGAACCAACAGACGCUGACGAGGCUAAAGGAAGAGAAGCGGCGGUUACAGAGGGAGCUCGAAGACCUCAAGUACUCUGGGGAGGCCAUGAUGGUGAGCCAGCAGAAGAUGCAAACUGAGAUGCAGGAGAACCUCAAGACCGAGGGGCAGCGACAUGCUGACGCACAGGAUCAGCUGGAGCGCACCUUGAGGGCCAUGCAGACGACUAAGGAAAACCUUGAGCACCUGGCGAGCAAGCUCAAUCACAUCAAAGUGGAGAACGGCCGAUUUGCGGGAAAGGAAUUAGAUCCCAACGCUGGGGACUAUCUGCAGAACCUGCUGGGCCUCGUGGAGGAAAAGUUGCUGAAACUGCAGGCACAGCUCGAGAGCCACGAUGUGCCGGAGAUGCUGCGUCACAUCGCCGACCGCGAGUUCUAUGCCACCUUAGAAGGAAAGCUGCCCCAGUACAACACUCGCAUCCCCCUGCACCUUGCCAGUUCCAAGGACAAGUUCUUCGACGAAGAGGAGAGUGAGGAAGAGGACAGCGUAGUGGUGAGCCGCGCUUCUCUCAAGAUCCGCUCCCAGAAAUUAAUCGAAACCCGCAGCAAGAAGCGCAGCCGCUCGCGGAGGUCCUAGAUUCGCAUCUUGCCCAUCUGGAGCCUCCAUUCCCCUUCAGAGCCCCCGACUCCUCUGGGUCCAGUCACGGGUCCAUGGGGCCCCUUCAAGGGCUGGAUGAGGCCCGGACGGGGAGCUUAGCAGGCCAGUGGCAGCCCGGAGGAGAGGGGGCCGGACUAGAUGUUCCCACAGUAAAUCUCCCGAGGCGGGUCAGCGCUGGCCUCAGAAUCGCGCAAUAAAGGUCACCGACCAGC
Ictidomys tridecemlineatus (thirteen-lined ground squirrel) is the source of this 2404-nucleotide messenger RNA. It is a transcript of the gene Odad3, whose product is annotated as outer dynein arm docking complex subunit 3. Gene Ontology annotation, cellular component: ciliary tip; cilium; ciliary rootlet. Lineage: Eukaryota; Metazoa; Chordata; Mammalia; Rodentia; Sciuridae. The record is from RefSeq and is a predicted model, not a curated record. Gene Ontology annotation, biological process: cilium movement; outer dynein arm assembly.